Messenger RNA from Rosa rugosa (rugosa rose), 1558 nucleotides. Its product is annotated as pto-interacting protein 1-like. Lineage: Eukaryota; Viridiplantae; Streptophyta; Magnoliopsida; Rosales; Rosaceae. The coding region runs from base 175 to 1263 and encodes 362 amino acids. The record is from RefSeq and is a predicted model, not a curated record. The transcript has 8 exons. Gene Ontology annotation, molecular function: ATP binding; protein kinase activity. Gene Ontology annotation, biological process: protein phosphorylation.
UUGAUUGAUUGAUUGAUUGAUUAUCCUACGCACCCUUUUCCCUCCUAUCCUGCGCUGCGCUUCCUUCGCCGGCUUUGGAGCUCAUCAGAUCUCCCAAGACUCACACCAACUCAGUCCUUCACUCUCUUUCUCUCUCACUCCCAAAUCAACCCACUUCAGAUUCAGAAAAGAAUCAUGAGCUGCUUCGGCUGUUGUGAUGAAGAUGAUAUGCAGAAAUCUGCUGACAAUGGAGGUCAUUACAUGAUGAAAAAUCCUGCAGGAAAUGAGGGGAUUCAUCAUGACUCCGGCAAUGCGCCCAAAGGUGGUCAAGCCGUAAAGGCCCAACCUAUUGAAGUUCCGCUUAUACCAGUAGAGGAGCUAAAGGAAAUUACAGAUAACUUUGGGACAAGUGCCUUGAUUGGGGAAGGUUCUUAUGGAAGAGUAUAUUUUGGAGUACUUAAAAGCGGGGAGCAGGCAGCAAUCAAGAAGCUCGAUGCCAGCAAACAACCUGAUGAGGAAUAUCUUGCGCAGGUUUCUAUGGUAUCACGGCUGAAAAAUGAUAAUUUUGUUCAACUUCUUGGUUACUGCGUUGAUGGGAGUUCUCGUGUUCUUGCCUAUGAGUUUGCAUCUAAUGGAUCUCUUCAUGAUAUUCUACAUGGAAGGAAAGGUGUCAAAGGAGCUCAACCUGGUCCUGUUCUAACUUGGGCACAGCGUGUUAAAAUUGCAGUGGGUGCUGCAAGAGGACUCGAGUAUUUACAUGAAAAAGCGGCCCCCCAUAUCAUUCAUCGCGACAUCAAGUCCAGCAAUGUACUAAUAUUUGAUGAUGAUGUUGCUAAGAUUGCAGACUUUGAUUUAUCCAACCAAGCUCCUGAUAUGGCAGCACGUCUUCACUCCACUCGUGUUCUAGGAACCUUUGGUUAUCAUGCCCCAGAAUAUGCGAUGACUGGACAGUUGAAUGCCAAAAGUGAUGUUUACAGUUUUGGUGUUGUCCUGCUAGAGCUUUUGACCGGAAGAAAACCUGUUGAUCAUACAUUACCACGGGGACAGCAGAGCCUAGUGACAUGGGCUACACCAAAACUUAGUGAAGACAAAGUUAGGCAGUGUGUUGAUGCAAGACUAGGAGGAGAAUUCCCCCCCAAGGCUGUUGCGAAGAUGGCUGCAGUUGCUGCCUUGUGUGUGCAAUAUGAGGCUGAUUUCCGCCCAAACAUGAGCAUUGUGGUCAAAGCCCUACAACCACUGCUAAAUGCUCGGCCUGGACCUACUGGUGAAUCACCAAGCUUGUAGAUUUCAAUCUCAAUCCUUCUCUCUAGCUCUGCCUGUGAAGAUGUGUCAAAUGUGCAUGCAUGAGUAACUCUGCAUGCAUAAUAUAACAAAAAGAUUGUUUCAGAGGGUUGUGGUAAAUUGUUUGCACAAUGCGCUAUAUGCUUCAUUAUUUACUGUGUAUUUAGUUUGUUCAUAAUGCAAGGGGGGGUAUGUUCUUAUUGGAAUGGGUUUUCAUUUUUCAAAUUUUUUUUUUUAUAUAUAAUGCUCAACAUUUAUUCAUUGAUGAAUGAGUUUGGCCGUGAAAUUUUACUAUUGA